CUAAUAUGAAUAAUCGGCGCCUUGCUUCCGCGUUCUCUCUUCCAAUUCCGCCAGGAUGGCGCCUGCUCGGGUUGUAUACUACCAAGUGCUAGGGCUUUUAGUUCCAAUGACUCCAUGGCUCUUUACCAUGGCUGCUGCGCACUCUCAUGCGAACGAGUUGGACGAGGAAAAUGCAUCAAAAGCCGUGGAUUCCAUACUUUGGAUACACAUCUUUCUCCAAGCUUUAAUCUGGGGUGUACUAUUUCCUGCGGGGAUGGUCUUCGGAAUUGCUAGAAGUAGAUGGCAUGUUCCCUUACAGAGUACCGGAAUCGCGUUGACUUUAGGUGGAUAUAUUCUUGGACAUUCUCAUAAAGGGCGCGCCUUUCUCGCUAGCGUCCACGGCAUAACGGCCAACCUUCUUCUCAUUCCGAUCUUUACUCAGCUCUUCCUCGGAAUUUAUCUCAAGCUACACAUCAAUGAAAAGACGCUUCGUCCUUGGGCUGUACGUCUACACGGCACAGUCGGAAAAUGUUAUCCUAUCCUUGGGUGGACACAAAUGCUGUUCGGGGCUAUCACUUUCCGUGGUUAUUGUCGUGGAGGACAUCUCGGACAGUGUCUCGCUCAUUAUAUCAUGGGUAGUGGAUUCAUCGCAUACGGGAUGAUCAUGGCUAUAUUGCUUCUGGUCGGCGAGGCGUGGGUUCGUCGAAGUGGGAGGAGUCCUGAGUGGUGGGACUCUUGGGUUAUAAUGCUUUGGGGCAUUGUCAAUACGUUCACAGAGCACCGUGGCUCUAGUUGGUCGGUUAAAGAUAUGCAACACACUAUUCUUGGUGUCCUUUGGUGGACAGGAGGGGCUCUAGGCAUUUUUCUGGCAAGGAACAACCAGCGAACGGUGAUACCCUCAAUAAUAAUCAUCCUCACAGGCUGGGCCAUGUCAGAACACGCUCAGGCGCUGAUGAUCUCUACUCGUGUUCACGCCCUCUUCGGAUACACACUUGGGCUGGCGGGUGUCACUCGUAUCAUCGAGAUAUGUUUCUUUGUCCCUACUUUUGCUAAUUCCGGCGUUGGAGGUUCUGCCCUUGUGCCGGAUGAUAGUAAUAGUGAUCAUACACUGGCGGAUGCUUCACUCAGUCCACGAGAGCCGUACGCGCCGACGGCAGACAGUGUCAUCAUAGAGGCGAAAGAGGAUAAAAGCGCAGCCGGAAAGGUCUUCCGCCACUUACCUCCUUUCCUUCUUGUUUCAGCUGGUAUCCUUUUCAUGUCAGCCACGGAUGAAGAACUCGAAUUUGUACAUGAAAACGAGAUGGAUCAUGUCACGUAUAUUCUCAUCAUGUUCUGUAUCUCUUUCAUCCUUUACCUAGUCACGGUUUCACUCAUCAACCUAUACGCGACCUCCGGACGUAACGCUUCGUCAUUCCAUUCGCGUACUCAUCCUUCAGGUUACGAUGAUACUGUUGUCGGCGGAAUUGAGCUGCGAACACCCUUAUCUGCCAGUGCUGCGAAUAAAUGGUAUGCUCGAGUGCCGUCGAGGUCAGGGGAACCUGUUCGGGAACAACAACAUAUUUUAGGUGAAGAUGACGAUGAGGAGAAUUAGAGAGAAUUGGGGUGAUGGUAAGCUGUUCGAUUGUCUCUGGUCGGAUGUAAUACAUUUGGGAGUUGGUUUGUUUCAAAUGCUAUCAUUGUUGUCGUACUACUAUGUAUGUACAAAUCACUAGGCAUUACACUAAUGUUAAUGGCUAUGUAUGUUGUAGUUAGAGAUCUGUCUGAAUGGUAUGCUGUGUCUCAGUACUAUGGUAUUUAUGGAUAUGCACUGUGCAAAGAUAUGCAACUCGUCAAAAUUGCCUUUUUUCAUAAGCAUCCC
Messenger RNA from Lentinula edodes (shiitake mushroom), 1837 nucleotides. RefSeq lists its product as uncharacterized. The transcript is spliced from 12 exons. Lineage: Eukaryota; Fungi; Basidiomycota; Agaricomycetes; Agaricales; Omphalotaceae. Bases 56 to 1570 code for a protein of 504 amino acids. The record is from RefSeq and is a predicted model, not a curated record.